Nematocida homosporus is the source of this 2016-nucleotide messenger RNA. RefSeq lists its product as uncharacterized. Bases 1 to 2016 code for a protein of 671 amino acids. The transcript has a single exon. Gene Ontology annotation, biological process: cell wall macromolecule catabolic process; chitin catabolic process. NCBI's taxonomy places the organism in Eukaryota, Fungi, Microsporidia. The record is from RefSeq and is a predicted model, not a curated record. Gene Ontology annotation, molecular function: chitinase activity.
AUGAAAACAGCUAGAGUUCUGUGUCUGCUUUUGGUAAUUAGUGGGCCUGCUUUUGGAUUAGAUAUUCAGAACUUCAAAAACUUAUAUAGUGAUGCGAAGUGUAGUGGUAGUGAUAUUCUUUUGUAUGGUAAUAAUGGCCAUUGGAUUAGCUUGCCCUGCCCUUCUGGGAGUUUUUGUCAUAAGUCUGGGGAUGGGUUGAUUUGUCGGCCUAAACGAGUUAGAACGAGCACGGUUACUAUUACUCUCUCUAGUGUAGCCACAAUGCCAGCUAGUUCAGUUAGUCCUACCGGGGCACCUAGUACUUCUUGGUCAGGAUUACCGCCUGGAAGUUCAGGUAUGAGUCCGCCCAGUCAGUCAACUGUUUCUGUUCCCGCUGAAAGUCUGCCAGAAACACCCACUACUGCAACAACUAGUGCUGUCAUGGCACCUACUCCCGGUCUAGCUACUAAUGAACUGAAUGUUCCCAACCAGCCAACCGGCCAAUCCGUCAAGAGCACUGAAUCAACUAUGAUGGCUCCAUCCUCACCUUCCACUAACUCACCUUCUACUAACUCACCAUCCACUACUACACCAUCUAAUAAUUCACCUUCUACUAUUACGCCAGCCAAUACUAAUUCAGCUACUAAUACAUCACCUAGCACUGAAACAUCCCCAGCAUCAAACAGCCCUUCAAAUCCUCCUCCUGCUAUUAUGCCAGCAACAAACAUGACAGCAAUGCCUCCAGCAACUAAUGGUACUUCUGAACCCAAUACUCCUCCCAGCCCUCCUUCCGACAAUCCAACUAAUGGCGGCCCCGCUACUAUUCCCGUGGCUACUAUUAAUGGAGAAGGUCAAGAUAUUAUUAUUGAAUACCGCCAAGGUGGACCGGGAGAUUUAAGCAUAGAUAGUAUUCCAACCAGUACUGGAUCUACUAAUACUGAUCAAUCUCUAUCACAAGGCACCCAAACCGAUCAACCUCCUCAAUCCACUCAAUCUACGCAAACAGGUACUACUCCUUCGCAAUCUACUCAGACAGAUCAGUCUCCUCAAUCUCCUCAAUCUACACAGUCUACUCAAACAGACCCCAUGGCUUCAAUGAUCGAUCUUCAAACUACUAAUCCCAAUGAAACUGUUAUUACUCUCAAUGAUAAGUCCCCUAAUACCUUCAUCCAACAACCUGGUAAAUAUACCAAAAAGAUCCUUGGUAAGCUCCAAGGCGUAUUCAGGAGCCCAAACUCCAAUCCUAGCACUACUCCCGGUGCAACCCCAGCCAAUCCCAUCAUCAAUAACAAUGCCACUGCUACUCCAGCCAAGAAACCUGCCGCACCAGCUGCCAAAUCAACUACACCCCCAGCUAAAUCCAAUACUACCAAUGCAAAAACAACCACUGGAGAUAACAAAAACACUACCAAUAAUUCCGGUAAAAAGACAUUAACAUUAGAUUUAAUCAAAGAAACCUUAAAGGCCGCCGGAUACAAUAACGGAUUCAAAGAAGACUUCGUUAACGAACUUAUUACACAAAUUAACAAGCAAAGCUGGUCUUCCAAUGAAGUAGCGAUGUUUUUGGCCCAAAUAUACCACGAGUCCGCCGGUCUCUCCGCCCUAGAAGAAAAAGCCUGUAUUAGCACGCCCUGUCCACAAUACAGUAAUGCCGAUAAGGCCAAUGGUCCAGUCGUUGCUAAACCGGGCAAAUACUACCACGGCCGGGGCUAUAUCCAACUUACUUGGCCCGGUAAUUACCAAGAGGCCAGCAAGCAGAUCUAUCAAAGUGAUCGCUUAUACGACACUCCAGAACAAGUCUCCCAAGAUAAAUCCGUAGCCGCCGCCGUCUCAAUCUGGUUCUGGAAUACCAAAGUAAUGAGCAACAAAGAUGUUCUUAACAAGUUCGGUCUUGCCACUAAAGCUAUUAACGGCCCAAUUGAGUGCAAGCCAGGUACACCCAAUCCUGCCGCGCAAAGGAGAUGGCAAAACUAUCAAGCUAUUGCUAAAAUACUUGCCGUCUCCCCACUAGCAGUAGAAUCCGGAUGUUACAAUUGA